Molecule: messenger RNA, 1230 nt
Organism: Diaporthe amygdali
Lineage: Eukaryota; Fungi; Ascomycota; Sordariomycetes; Diaporthales; Diaporthaceae
Exons: 4
Coding region: 1-1230 (409 amino acids)
Source: RefSeq, a predicted model, not a curated record
AUGGCGGAACCAGCACCAGACCUAAAGAUUGAGCCUUCGGCAGCUACUGUUGAUGUCCGCAUCAUCGAUACUACGUCAUGGGUUUAUGCGAUGCCGGCGAAAUUCUUUUUCGAACCUCACAUUAAAGGCUUUGAUGAUCUCUCGGCUCCUUCAUACAGUUUUCUGAUUGAGCACCCGUCUGGACGCAAGCUGCUCUUCGAUUUAGGUGUACGAAAGGACUGGGAAAAUCUCUCACCAGCUACCACCAGCAUGAUUCAACACAUUGGCCCUGGAAAGGCUGACGUGAAGAAAGGCGUUCGAGAGCUAUUGGAAGAACACGGAGUCGCGGGGUCGAGUAUCGAGGGAAUAGUUUGGUCUCACUGGCACUUCGAUCAUACUGGUGAUCCAUCAACUUUCGAGCCACACACGGCUCUGAUUGUCGGUCCUGGGUUCAAAGAGGCAUUUGUUCCCGGAUACCCUGCCAACCCGGACUCUGUAAUUCUAGAGUCCGAUUACGCCGGAAGAGAGCUUCGCGAGAUCCCUUUUACUCCAGAGAAAAAGGUAGGUCGCUUUGAGGCUUUCGAUUACUUCGGUGACGGGUCAUACUACAUCCUCAACGCCCCUGGUCACGCAAUUGGCCACAUCUGUGCCCUAGCCAGAGUUACCAGCAAUCCCGACUCUUACAUUUUCAUGGGAGGCGAUGCAUCGCACCAAGCCGGCGAAUUCCGACCAUCGAAAUAUCUGCCGCUGCCGGACUCGAUCACACCGCAUCCACUGGACGCCGGUUCGGUCACCCCAUGUCCGGGCGCUCUUUUUGAGCAUCUCCUUCAGGGUGGUGACAAGACGAGACAGUUCUUCAACGUGGCAAAGGACGGUGUCUCCCUCGACGUUGCUGAGACCGAAAGGACGAUCGAGAAGCUACAGGAAGCUGAUGCUCAUGACAAGAUUCUGGUUGUCAUAGCCCAUGAUAAAAGUAUCCUCUCACUUCUUGACUUCUUCCCCAAGUAUGCCAACGAAUUCGCAUUGAAGAAUUGGGCCAUGUCCUCGGACGCGUCUUCCGUGUACAAGCGGCUUCCAGGGGCCUUCCCGCCGGAGGUUGUCCAUAGCCAGACUACCAAGAAGUUUGCACCGGAAGUAACUUCUCAGCAGCGGUUGUCGUCCUCACAGGAAGGGCAAUCGACCGAAGAAGAGUGGUUGAGAGCACUUGGCCAAUUGGAAGCCCAGCCCUUGGGAAACUCAGAAGGACAAUAA